This is a messenger RNA of Penicillium taxi, 357 nucleotides long. RefSeq lists its product as uncharacterized. NCBI's taxonomy places the organism in Eukaryota, Fungi, Ascomycota, Eurotiomycetes, Eurotiales, Aspergillaceae. Bases 1 to 357 code for a protein of 118 amino acids. The record is from RefSeq and is a predicted model, not a curated record. The transcript has a single exon.
AUGGAGAUCCACACGGGAGAAGCCGCUAGUGGAGACAUACAUCAUGGAAGGAGCGAAAGCCAUACCCGUGCCGUCGUUCUAAUCAAAUGGACCACUAGCCGAGUAACUGGCCGUGUACAUGGCUUUGUGGAGCUCUGGUCCGAAAUGCCCGCGGAGGGCCCGCCUUGCGACAAAAAGAGGUAUAUCUUAUUGCCUACUUUCUUGGGUAGUUCGCUAACGGCGUUUAGAUUAUCGUCCCCGCUCGGUCCAGCCGUGGCUGGUGUCGCCUACCCGUUGGGAUCUACCACUGCAACGUGUUUCACAAUCGUCCUCGGGAUUGAUAGCCCAGGGCGUAUUACUCAAGACUCCCGCAUAUAG